GGGGACCGAAGCCCGGGCCCGGGAGGGGGCCAGGCCCGAGGAGAAGGGCCGUGCCAGCGGGGCCGAGCGCGCAGAGGUCACCUGCGUGCAGCGCCCCGGAGCGCGCGACUCUGGGCGCAGAGGAGGGACGCGGUCACCCGGGACCCGCUGUGGGACGAGCGCAGGAAAGUCCCGGGAAAGCCUAGCGGGAGUCAGCAAGAGUAGCGGUUGUCAUCUCUGCCUUCCCCGGGGCCAGAUCCUCGGAGUGACCGGGUCAGUUUGUCAAAGUCAUGUAGGAAAUUGUAAAUCAUGUGAAGAUGGGACUCUUGGUGUUUGUGCGCAACCUGCUGCUAGCCCUCUGCCUCCUCCUGGUCCUGGGGUUUCUGUAUUAUUCCGCCUGGAAGCUGCACUUACUCCAGUGGGAAGACUCUGAUUCAUUGCUUCUUUCCCUUGACUCCGCUGGACAAGCACUAGGCACAGAGUAUGAUCGGCUGGGUUUCCUCCUGAAGCUGGACUCGAAACUGCCUGCCGAGCUAGCCACCAAGUACGCAAACUUUUCAGAGGGAGCUUGCAAACCCGGCUACGCUUCAGCCCUGAUGACCGCCAUUUUCCCCAGGUUCUCCAAGCCAGCACCCAUGUUCCUGGAUGACUCCUUUCGCAAGUGGGCUAGGAUCCGGGAGUUCGUGCCACCUUUUGGAAUCAAAGGUCAAGACAAUCUGAUCAAAGCCAUCUUGUCCGUCACCAAAGAGUACCGCCUGACCCCUGCCUUGGACAGCCUCCACUGCCGCCGCUGCAUCAUUGUAGGCAACGGAGGGGUCCUUGCCAACAAGUCCCUGGGGUCACAAAUUGACGACUAUGACAUCGUGGUCAGACUGAAUUCAGCGCCCGUGAAGGGCUUUGAGAGGGACGUGGGCAGCAAGACCACCCUGCGCAUCACCUACCCCGAGGGUGCCAUGCAGCGGCCUGAGCAGUAUGAACGGGACUCUCUCUUUGUCCUCGCCGGCUUCAAGUGGCAGGACUUCAAAUGGCUCAAGUACAUCGUCUACAAGGAGAGAGUGCCCCUUCCAAGCAAGGCCAAGUUCAGGCAGUAUCAAGUAGAUAGCAAGCAGGAGCGAAGACAGAAGUCAGGUUCAGAAGCUCAGAGUGCAUCCGAUGGCUUCUGGAAGUCUGUGGCCACCCGAGUGCCCAAGGAGCCCCCUGAGAUCCGCAUCCUCAAUCCAUACUUCAUCCAGGAGGCUGCCUUCACUCUCAUUGGACUGCCCUUCAACAACGGCCUCAUGGGCAGGGGGAACAUCCCAACCCUUGGCAGUGUGGCGGUGACCAUGGCUCUCCAUGGCUGUGAUGAAGUGGCAGUCGCAGGCUUUGGCUACGACAUGAACACACCCAACGCGCCCCUGCACUACUACGAAACUGUGCGCAUGGCCGCCAUCCAAGAGUCCUGGACACACAACAUCCAGCGAGAAAAAGAGUUUCUACGGAAGCUGGUGAAGGCCCGUGUCAUCACUGACCUAAGCAGUGGCAUCUGAGUGGGUCCAAGACCGGGCCGUCGAGGCUCAUGCCAGGAACAAGCAGCAGCCACGUGCACAGGAGUCUUCCGACCCAGAGAAGGACAGUGCCAAGGGACCGAGGGCCAGCGAGGCCUUGGCAAGGCAACCAGAGCUGUGCCUGCUCCGGGCCAGCUUCAGAGACCAGCACUCUGCCUGGCAGCCUGGGUCGAUGAAGCCAGAGGGCCAGGAGGCCACUGGCUGUGGCCAGCAGGGCCCAGCAUGCAGGAGGUGGGACAUUUGCUAGCGAGAAUGCCGCCAGAAUCAUUCUCUAAGCAGUGUUUGGUGUAUUAGCAUUUUGUGAACUGGGGUGUGGGAGGGGAGGGAUAAUUUAUUUUUAAAUAAGAUGUCACAUUUGGUCCCCUUGCUGUGCAGAAAGAGGUCCACUAGAGGGCCCAUCAGGCCGUGGUACCAGUGAGCUCCCUGAAGGCUGGAAGUGUCAGACCAUGCUUCAGGGCCACAGGGAGGCGGGCAGUAUCUCAUGUCAGCCAUCUCCAGCUCAUGACACGCUUUGGCCUUCCUUGGGGAGAAGAUGGAGUGCUCCCUCCCACCAGCCCCCAGUGUCCCCACAGGGGAACCCCAGAGCCAUCCCUUUCAAGCCAACAGGACUGCUCUUGGACAAGAGCAGAGAGAACUCAGGAGGCAAGGCCCAGCCUGAGGGGAAUGGCUCCUCUCCUAGCUGUCCCGGUCUGUGGGAGCAAUGCUCCUUCCUGGACUGACCAGCUGUCAGAUGGUCUGGGUUUCUUGCUGAGAUUGCCAGCUCCAUGGGUCUUACCCAGGACCAGAGGGAAGUGAGGAUCAAGGACCUUACCCAGGCUGCGACAGCCGUCCCAGGCAGCCCUCAUGGAAGCAAUAAAGCAAUCCCCUGA
Molecule: messenger RNA, 2392 nt
Organism: Peromyscus maniculatus bairdii (prairie deer mouse)
Lineage: Eukaryota; Metazoa; Chordata; Mammalia; Rodentia; Cricetidae
Gene: St3gal3
Product: ST3 beta-galactoside alpha-2,3-sialyltransferase 3
Molecular function (GO): sialyltransferase activity
Source: RefSeq, a predicted model, not a curated record